Erpetoichthys calabaricus (reedfish) is the source of this 2961-nucleotide messenger RNA. RefSeq lists its product as uncharacterized. The transcript is spliced from 13 exons. The record is from RefSeq and is a predicted model, not a curated record. NCBI's taxonomy places the organism in Eukaryota, Metazoa, Chordata, Cladistia, Polypteriformes, Polypteridae. The coding region runs from base 256 to 2199 and encodes 647 amino acids. Gene Ontology annotation, cellular component: nuclear envelope; meiotic nuclear membrane microtubule tethering complex; membrane.
GGGGAAUCAAUAGGCGGUACACAGAAACCCUCGAGGAGGCGUGGUCACGCGGAUUACGUCAUGCACCUGCGAACAAGGUGUGGGAAAGAGCGAAAGCUUAGGAGCAGAGAACAAUCGAAGAUCGGGGGGUUAAAGAAGAGCGAAACAACGGCGCCGCACCCUACAGAGAUGCGCACCCAGUGGCGACCACCGAGCCUGCCCGGACGCCGGAGUCCUUCGCGUGUCUUGAAACAGAGCUACUGAUGGAAGAAAAAGAUGUUGGAAGAAGGCACUAGGUCAUCCACGUCCCCUCAGAGUGCUGAAAAUGCUUUGUCAGGGCUAGAAGGAGAGACGUGUGAUGGUUCACGACCAAGUCUCGACUCUCCACCCACAGCCAGACAUCCUGGUAACUCGGCUUGCCUCCUGGAGAUCAAAGGCAACUCGUGGAAUUUGGUGGAUAUCGGCUCAGAUGAUCCCCAUCUGCUACCCACUGCCUACAGCCAGAGCUUGCAUCCCGAAGCAGAGUUAGAGACAAAGACUAUCUGCAUCCAGUCUGUGGAAAGGCGUAUCCAAUGGGAACAUGAAUGGCAGCUCUGGCACGAGUUCAUGCACAAGUAUUCGACAUUUGAAGACUGGCUACGCAGGGCAGAGAGUCAGGCAGCCAGUACCAAGUCUUCUCUGAUUUCCUACAGCUUGGCAAAGGAGGAACUGAAGAAGUUUGAGGUUCUGCAGGUGGAGGUUCGGAACCGCUUAUGUGACCUGGAGCUCAUUGACAGGCAGUACUGGCAUGUGCUUCAUACCCCGGGACUGUGGGGCUGGGACCAACUGCACGGGAGAAUACAAACCAGCAACCAGAGAUGGGAAGCUCUAAACAAGUACAUCAGCUGCAUCUGCAGAAGACUCCAGCACUUUGUUAGCCUCCGGGAGGACUUUGAGAGGGAGCGGGGGGAUAUCAACAUCUGGCUGGCCGAGAUGAACUUGAGGCUUACGGAGGUGGAGCACUUCUCUGGCUGUAACUCUGCAGAUAAAGUCAAGCAGUUGCAGGCCUUCCAGCAAACUGUAGAGCAGAAUGCUGAGCGGCUAAAUGGUUGGCUGGAAUGUGGAGAGGGCCUCAUCAUGCGCAGUGAGCCAUUUGAUGCGGUGGAAAUUGAAGAGGAGAUGCAAGAUCUACUCCAGUACUGUGUCAGAGUAUUUGAGGGAGUAGGACGGCUCCAUACUCGCCUCCUCAGCAUGAGACUGGUCUUUGAAGACGAUUGCUUUUCCGAGGGACUAUCUGGCUGCACCACCCUCUCAGAUGUCUGGGAUGAUGAAGGAAUUUGUGAUCGGAAUGGAUCUUCAGAAGAUCGCUCAUGUGCCGGUGGAGGUGGGUCCUACCUUGACUCUCUGGCACUCGAGUGGGAUCCCUCUGUGGAUGUUGGUGGCUCCAGCUCGCAUGACGAUGCCGACUCUUCCUAUUUUAGUUCCACUCAAGGAUGGCAUCUCCGGGAAGAGUCACUCAUUAGAGGAUGGCAUCUUCAGGAAGAUUCCCUCCUAAAAGAAGAGUGCCACUCGUUGAAUUCUGUGAGGCCCCUGCUGGAUGAAAAAAGCUUAAAUUUGAAAAAUUUGAAAAAAGAAGAGUGCUGCAACAGUGAAAACCAUACGCAACAGACUUCAGGUGAUUUCCUACCAUCCAAAACAACUACUGCAUCCUGCUUUGAGAGCUUUGACCCAGAAAGAAUCAGCGCGUGGCUGGGACAGGCUGAACCCACGGUCAAAUGCACACAGGCUCCUCUAGAUGGAUUUGCACCGGACCUAAAAAGUAAUCAUCAAUGUCUACCUGUUCAGCCAAGUCACAAUGUAGCAAUAAAGAAUUGCAGUCAGCAUUCUGGCCAGCAAGAGGUGAACUUUUUCCGAACGUCUUCAACAGCAACUAGCAGUCAGCGGAGGAGACAGCCAUCCCUUCAGUGUCCACUGAAGCAGGUGCAGGGUCACCAAUCUUCAGCUGAUGUAAGCAUUACUAUUGAAACAAGUUCUGAAGAGGUUUUACCUCAAAGGACACGGCCAACCAUCGCACUGCUACUUAGAGUAGCUUUUCUGGUUCACUUCCUGCUAGUUAUCCUGCUGGCAGUCAUCAGCCAGUUUCCAGCCAGUGCACGCGACUUCACCUGCCAUCAAGCCAACAACUUUGCACGUUCCUUUCACCUAAUGCUGCACUAUGUCAAUGGCCCACCCCCAACAUGAUGCAGCCAGCAUUUGAGGUAGAAUCUACCGCAGAAAAAUCAGCUGCAAGGGGAUACGAAAGCAGGCAGCAUCUGGCAAAAUACAACCGGGACACCCUCUGCAGCUUUUAUAAGCAGUGAUGAAUACAUAUGAAACUCUACUCAGGGAUCAUACGGCAUGUCCAGCAAGGAUGGGGACUUCCAAAACUUAAAACUCUUCAAGUGAAGAAGGCUAUCCAUUAGACCAGCCCAGAAGAUGUGUUCUCUCAGUGCAGUAUGCAAGAUAAAGGUGAUAUGACAACGCAUCUUAUGCCUGGUUUACACAUAUUACAGCAGUUCAAGUUUUCUCUAGCAAUUGUACUAAUGGUUGCAAUCACGUUACUGGUAUGAUCCUAUGUUCUACUGUUCUACUUAAUGGACCAGUGAAGGCAGUCAUAGCAUCUCAUCAAUACAACUUUAAAGAUAUAGCUAAAAUGUCAACCAUACACUGUAUAUAAACAUGGCUCUGAAUUUGAAGGUGUUCUUUGUAGAGUUUUUGCACUUCUUUUCCAUGCUGAUACAAAGCCAAAUACAUAUUUUCUUUCUUUCUGAACACCUCAAGCAGCACUUUUUUUUUCCACAAAAGGAUGAAAAGCAUUUUGGUAAAUUGUAAAUUUGGGUUGUCCAUUUUGGAAACCAUACACAUUUACACAAGCAGAAAUGUCUGAUGGCUAAGAAUUUGAGUAUUGCCAAUUAUACUUAAAUCUAACUCUGUGAUUCAUUUAAAUAAAGAUUCUUCAAGGUU